Messenger RNA from Phanerochaete carnosa HHB-10118-sp, 2522 nucleotides. RefSeq lists its product as uncharacterized. NCBI's taxonomy places the organism in Eukaryota, Fungi, Basidiomycota, Agaricomycetes, Polyporales, Phanerochaetaceae. Gene Ontology annotation, molecular function: serine-type endopeptidase activity. The coding region runs from base 184 to 2454 and encodes 756 amino acids. Gene Ontology annotation, biological process: proteolysis. The transcript is spliced from 12 exons. The record is from RefSeq and is a predicted model, not a curated record.
GUUUUGCGCGACGAGGAGAAGUUGUAAAUGGGGAUCUAUGGAGAAUUUCCUGGUGCCAAGCUCGGGAGGACCUUUGCGGCCGGGCUGACUGUGGUGCGCGUGUGGUCACCAUGGCCGUGACGCAUACAAACGCGUUUCUUGCGUGAGAUAGGCCGGAUCCCCGCACGUUGAGGUUCGACCACGAUGUGGUUCUCAGGUCUGGGUCUGCCCGUUUCCCUCCUGGGCCUUGUUGCCCAGGUUCCCCUCGAACCACGCCCUGCGAGUCCUGCAGCAGACAUGGUUGCAUCGUACGGCAUCAAGGACUUCAAUUUCAAGGAGGGUGCAGAGCUGUUCUCGCCCAUCGACCUCGUCAAGCUCGCCAGGCCGGGGACAGCCACCGCAAACUCAGCUGGAGACCUCUGCAUCGUGUCCCUGAGCAAGUACUCGCUCGACGACAAGAAGAACCACAAGUCGAUCUUCAUCGCGCCCAUCGAGUCGUCGGCCCAGCCUCUGGAAGUCCCGCUCGCCAACGGCGGUGAUGCGUUCUGGCUGGACACGCGUACCAUCGCCCAUGCCGUUGAUGAAGGCGAAGGCAAAGACAAGGUGAAGGCUCUCUACGGUUUGUCCGUCAAGUUCGAGACCGAGAGUGGCGGUGCCACUGUCCUCAGCACCCCCGAGAGUCCCGUACUCAUUGGCAAGUUCCCGACGGCGUCGGCCUCCAACUUCAGGUUCAGCGGCAAAUCAAACUUCCUUGUCUUUUCGGACAACGUCUUCCCCGACGGCGACCUUAGGACAGUCAAGAAACAAGAUGAGGAAUGGGAGAACCGUGGGGACACGGCGUUUGUGUAUGACGAGACGUUCGAGAGACACUGGGACGAGUGGGUCGGACCGAAGCGGAGCACGCUGUUCUCAGUCACGUUGAGCAAGGGCAAGGACGGCAAAUGGGCAUUGGGAGAGAAGUUCGUGAACCUAUUGAACGGCACAAAGCAUCACGCUCCUGUCGAACCGUUUGGUGGCACAGAUGACUUUGACGUGUCCAGCACGCAUGUUGUGUACACCACGAAGGACGCGGAGUUGCCACCAGCCUGGCACACCAAGCAGAACGUCUAUAUCGUAGACAUCGAGGGCAAGUCCAAGCCUCGGGAGCUGACGUCUGGCAAGCAGGGUGCGACACACGGACCUGUGUUCAGUCAGCAGGGCGACAAGGCAGCCUGGACUGAGCUCGAUCUCGAUGGCUACGAAUCGGAUAGGGCCAAGGUCGUGAUAUAUGAUCUGAAGAAGGACGUCAGAUACACGUUGACUCAGAAGUGGGAUCGCAGUGCGGCUGAGCUUGCUUUCUCUCCUGAGGGCAAGGUCCUGUACUUGACGGCGGGCGACCUUGCACGCGUCAAGGUAUUCGCCAUUACGCUGCCAGAUACCCCGAAGGAGUCUACGACCCAUCCGAACCUUCCCGACGACCUUCUCCCAGAAGCCAUCACCGACUCUGGCGCAGUCUCUGGGAUCCAAGUACUUUCCAAUGGCCGACUUGUGUUCACGCGCUCGAGCCUGACGGCGCCGAAUGACGUGUUUGUGCUGCGGAACCUCAAGGAAGACUUAGUUGGCGAAUUCAAAAAGGACAUCAAGGUCGAGCAGUUGACCAAGUUCACUGCGGAUGCUCUCAAAGGGAAGACGUUGAAUGCCGGCGAAGACUUCUACUUCGAUGGGGUGGAGCAUAAGAUCCACGGCUGGAUCGUGAAGCCACCGGGGUUCAAGGCGGGCGAAAAGAAGAAGUAUCCAAUCAUCUUACUCAUUCACGGUGGACCCCAGGGUGCCUGGGAGGAUCAGUGGUCGACUCGUUGGAACCCUCAAGUGUUCGCUCAGCAGGGCUACUUCACUGUCGCCAUCAACCCCACCGGUUCGACGACAUUCGGCCAAGAGCUGACCGAUGCAAUCCGGGAGAACUGGGGCAGCAAGCCUUUCGACGACUUGCGGAAAGGAUGGAAGUAUGUCCUCGACAACUUCCCCGAGGUUGAUCCCAACAAGGCGGUCGCGGCCGGUGCCAGCUGGGGAGGCUACGCCAUUAACUGGAUCCAGGGACAUCCUGAGUACGACUUCGGCUUCAAGGCUUUGUUCUGCCACGAUGGUGUCUUCGACGCUCGUUACAACGGCUACUCUACCGACGAACUGUUCUUCUUUAACCACGAGUGGGGCGGUCGUCCAUGGGACUCGAAGGCCCAGGAGACGAUCAAAAAAUACAACCCCGUGGAGUUUGUUUCCAACUGGUCUACGCCGAUGUUAAUCGUCCAUAGCAGCAAGGACUAUCGCCUCCCCGAGACUGAUGGUAUCGGUGCUUUCCACGCUCUGCAACAGCUUGGCGUUCCCAGCCGGCUUGUCAUCUUCCCGGACGAGAACCACUGGGUGCAGAAUCACGGCAACAGCUUGAAGUGGCACUAUGAAGUUUUCCGUUGGUUUGAAAAGUACAUUGGAGAGCACUAAAGUUACGUGGUGCAUCGCCCGCGCUUGUAACACUAGGACCGAAUUGGAAUGAAACUCUCUUGGCUGUG